GAUAUUCUCCGGAAUAUCGAGAAGUGGCGUGCAUAUAUCCUUCGCGACGAAAAGGAUUGAUAAAACAAUUCCAUCUCUCUCCGUCUUCAAGCCGAAUCACAAUGCCAGCUAGUCGCGAGACGAUUUGCCAAGAAGAUAACUGAGAGUACGACUGAGUGAGCGAGUGAUCGAUUGAAUGAGCGAUUGAAGGAGAAAGAGCACGAAGGGCGAUUAAAAAUAUAGAGAAGCGUCCCCGAGAAAAAAAUGCAGGCCGUCGAAGAACGAUGCACGUCGGCAAUAACAACAGCUAGUGGUCGCGGUUGAUCGAUACUCGAUCGAUUGCAAUUGGAUUCUGCUGGGCAUGGUGGGGGAGUCUAUUUGAGGCGUCGCGACGCCGUGGUGCAAUGAUCAGAAUCAGUCGGUAGGUCGUAUCACGGCGAGAGGUGAAGAAAAGAGUGCCGAUCGUCAGAGAGAACGAAAAGAAAUCUUCGGCCAAGCAGCGAGCUUGUUCUGUAUGCUGAUCGCGUACUGGAAACGUUUCUUCGAGCUUUCACGGAUCGAAGGAGUGGCGUUAAGGUGACCGGAAGUUUCUCCCUUCGCCUGGUAGAAUGGCAGCGGACGACCCCCUCCGCAAUGAGCCUCUACUUUCCGUUGAAUUCGAGGUCUUUGGCAAGGUGCAGGGUGUCUACUUUCCAAAAUACGUGAGGGACAUAUGCCAGGAGCUGGGAAUCUGCGGCUGGGUGAAGAACACCAAGUCCGGCACGAUACUUGGAAAAAUGCAGGGACCACGUGCACUCGUCGAUCAAAUGACACAAUGGCUAACAAAUGUUGGAAGUCCAGGUAGUAAGAUUGAUCGCUGUGAAUUUUCAAAUUGGGAAGGCAUUACUAGGCUGCAAUAUAAAGGAUUUGCUAUACGUUUUUAAUUGAACUUUAAUGUUAUUGAUUUCUUCGAAAAUCGAUAAGAUUUGUCUUAAAGACACGACAAAUAAUACCAGUAUACUUUUUUGAACAGUUAAAUGAUUUCUAUAAGCAAUAGUAUAUGUAAAUUACAAAUUAUUAAUUUAAAUAAUCGUAAAAUGUAAUAAAUAAGGAAAUUGAACAUCUUAAUAUUUCAUUUUUAAUGAAAAGCGAAGUAAGUAACAAAAUAUAGAGUUAUAGAAUAUUUUUUCUUUAAUUCAUUAUAUGUGACAUAUAAACAUACACACACAUUUAUGUCACAGUUCGUUGUGAUCAACUGUUUCAAGUAUCUCUGAUAUGAUGGAUUUUAAUGAUAUAUGUCAAAUAUAUUUUAUAUUCAGAUUCAAUACAAUGAAUUAAAAACAGAAAGCACAAAUAAAUUUAUUAAACUUAUUCCCUAUAACAAUUUAGUUUUACUUAAAUGUCUGAAUAUCAUGUUGUUCCUUCGUAAAUAAAGACCGCGUCUAACAACAAUUGCGCGAGAUGAUAAUUAGAAUGUGUUUCAGGCAAAUGUCUUGAAAUUCGUCGUAUCAAUUCAAUAGUGUCAUCAUUUGAACAAUUUGUAUAAAUUAUAUCCGGCACAUCCUAAAAAUAGUAAUCUCAUUUGAUACUAAAAAUAAAAAUAAAACAUUCGAAAUAAAUUUUAUAAUAUGUAAAACUUACGAGACUUUCUAAAUAUUUAGUAAGAGCAGGACUUAUCCGAGAAACUUCCUCUAAGACAUCAGGCGAUUUUGAAAGAUAUGCCAUCAUUCUUCUUCCAGCAAUUGGCAAAAGAUUUUCUGCUAAUUUUUCAACAUCAUUUACGGCAGUAACAACCUGUGUUACAAUAUCAAAUAUAUAUUUCUUACUUUGCAAAAUUAAAUAUAUUAAAUUGUAAUU
Frieseomelitta varia is the source of this 1815-nucleotide messenger RNA. Its product is annotated as acylphosphatase-2. Lineage: Eukaryota; Metazoa; Arthropoda; Insecta; Hymenoptera; Apidae. The record is from RefSeq and is a predicted model, not a curated record. The transcript has 3 exons. Gene Ontology annotation, molecular function: acylphosphatase activity. The coding region runs from base 588 to 902 and encodes 104 amino acids.